Gadus macrocephalus (Pacific cod) is the source of this 1050-nucleotide messenger RNA. Its product is annotated as transcription factor BTF3 homolog 4-like. Gene Ontology annotation, cellular component: nascent polypeptide-associated complex; cytosol. NCBI's taxonomy places the organism in Eukaryota, Metazoa, Chordata, Actinopteri, Gadiformes, Gadidae. The transcript has 5 exons. The record is from RefSeq and is a predicted model, not a curated record. The coding region runs from base 165 to 668 and encodes 167 amino acids.
CCUGGUGACCAAUUAUGAGGAUACAAUCCUGCUGUAACACACAUGACAUGGAGCCUGGGAAUUCAUACAACCGCGUGUUAUUAUCACUUCCCAACAGCUUCUGCCCGGCAGUGAGUCCACCGACGACCAGCAUUUAUUGGACUGCUGAAACAUCCUGAGUUGUCAUGAAUCAAGAAAAGCUUGCCAAACUUCAAUCACAAGUCCGGAUAGGAGGGAAGGGAACCCCUCGCAGGAAGAAGAAGAUUGUCCACAGAACCGCCACAGCGGAAGACAAGAAGCUCCAGAGUUCUCUGAAGAAGUUGGUGGUGAACAACAUUGCAGGGAUAGAAGAGGUGAACAUGAUCAAGGACGACGGCAUGGUGAUCCACUUCAACAACCCCAGGGUGCAGGCCUCGCUGGCGGCCAACACCUUCGCCGUGACGGGCCACGCCGAGACCGUGCCGCUGACGGAGCUGCUGCCCGGCAUCCUGACGCAGCUGGGCUCCGACAGCCUCAGCAACCUGCGCCAGCUAGCGCAGCGCUUCCCCGGCCCCCGGCCAGCAGCACUUGAUACACAAGCACGCCAGCAGGUGUAUGACGAAUAUGAAAAUGUUCCAGGUAGGCCAACACAUUACUUGACCUCGAAAUUGAACACAUCGAACUGUACUUUAAUAUUACCUAUAAUAUAGAUUCUAAGCAUCACUUUAACAAAAUUAACAUUAUCACGCUCAAAGGAAUUUUUGUAAUAAAAAUUCUUUGCAAUGUCAUGUUUAACAUCCAUCUCCUUGUUUCACUUAUUACAGAUCUUGUACAGGACUUUGGCGAGGCUUCCAAAGGGGAAGACAACCAUUGAAUUAUUGAAUAACUGAUGAAUGAAAACAGAACUGCUCUUGCCUCCAACCACGAUACAAAAGCCCCUUCUGUAUACCUGAGAACAGGUCUGAGAUCAGAUGUAAACUGAUGAAAUCUCCCAUGGACCAUUUUGCCUUAGACAUGUCAUCAAAUGUUCGAAGUGUUACCUGUGUUGAAGAUAUGUUAUGCUUAAAUUACAAUAAAAGAUAUUCAACAGUU